Molecule: messenger RNA, 843 nt
Organism: Antrostomus carolinensis (chuck-will's-widow)
Lineage: Eukaryota; Metazoa; Chordata; Aves; Caprimulgiformes; Caprimulgidae
Product: guanine nucleotide-binding protein G(o) subunit alpha
Exons: 6
Coding region: 1-843 (280 amino acids)
Biological process (GO): adenylate cyclase-modulating G protein-coupled receptor signaling pathway; G protein-coupled dopamine receptor signaling pathway
Cellular component (GO): heterotrimeric G-protein complex; cytoplasm
Molecular function (GO): GTP binding; GTPase activity; corticotropin-releasing hormone receptor 1 binding
Source: RefSeq, a predicted model, not a curated record
AUGCACAGCAGCUGCUUCAUGCCAGACAUUUGCACAGAUUCAGAGGUCAGCUCUGAAACACAGAUGUGUGAGAAAGAGAGGGCUGAUGCCAAGAUGGUCUGUGAUGUUGUAAGUCGGAUGGAGGACACAGAGCCCUUCUCUCCAGAGCUGCUGUCAGCUAUGAUGAGACUCUGGGCAGACUCUGGGAUCCAAGAAUGCUUCAACCGGUCCCGGGAAUAUCAACUUAAUGACUCGGCCCAGUACUACCUAGACAGCUUAGAUCGAAUCGGAGCUGCAGACUACCAGCCCACAGAGCAGGACAUCCUCCGAACCAGGGUCAAAACAACUGGCAUUGUAGAAACCCACUUCACAUUCAAAAACCUCCACUUCAGGCUCUUUGAUGUCGGGGGCCAGCGGUCAGAACGCAAGAAGUGGAUUCACUGCUUUGAGGAUGUCACAGCGAUCAUUUUCUGCGUCGCGCUGAGUGGCUACGACCAGGUGCUCCAUGAAGACGAAACCACGAACCGCAUGCACGAGUCACUGAAGCUUUUUGACAGCAUCUGCAACAACAAAUGGUUCACAGAUACAUCUAUCAUCCUCUUUCUAAACAAGAAGGACAUAUUUGAGGAGAAAAUUAAGAAAUCUCCACUGACUAUCUGCUUUCCUGAUUAUACAGGCCCCAACUCUUUCACAGAGGCGGUGGCUUACAUCCAGGCUCAGUACGAGAGCAAGAACAAGUCCCCCAACAAGGAGAUCUACACGCACAUCACCUGCGCCACUGACACCAGCAACAUCCAGUUCGUCUUCGACGCCGUCACGGAUGUCAUCAUCGCCAAUAACCUGCGGGGAUGCGGACUCUACUAA